This is a messenger RNA of Anguilla anguilla (European eel), 3535 nucleotides long. Its product is annotated as zinc finger protein 513. Lineage: Eukaryota; Metazoa; Chordata; Actinopteri; Anguilliformes; Anguillidae. Bases 433 to 2676 code for a protein of 747 amino acids. The transcript is spliced from 9 exons. The record is from RefSeq and is a predicted model, not a curated record.
AGCUGAUUUUGGAUUGUUACGAAAUGGAAUCGAUAACUUUAUUGUAGCGUUUUAAAAUAGUCCCGAAACGAAGAUAAUAUUAUCGAUUGACAUUGGUUGAAAAUUUCAGUUAUAUUAGCCAAAUAAAAAGUUAGCCACAUGAAGAAUCGUAGUGAAUGAAAUUUAUGAAAAUAACAGUUGACAGAGUAUUAACAAAUCUCAGUUUAUCAACAAUUGGAAACAACUGAGAAAAUACCUUAUGUAAUUAAAAUGAUUUUAAUAAAUGAUUCGAAAUCAAAUAAAACCAGAAUCGCAUAACUAUCAAGCCGUAAAAGUUGAAGGGGUCCCUAAGGUCAGCAUGUAAAUCAUAAGAUGUAAAUGCAUCCACGAUUCCUGGAAGUGCAUUUAUGUGAUGCUUUCGUCGCCAACAAUGGCUCAAGUUAAUACAACAAAAUGAUUUUAGAUACCAGUAACUUCGCAACAAUUGCACGUCCUUCACUCUUUAUAAAUAAGCAUAUAGCCUCGGAUGCAUUUUGCAGACGCGGAGGUCCGUUCUUUCAAAUACUUUCAGGAGCCCGAGAUAAGAGGAUGAGCCCCCUGAGAGAUGUUUUUCAGGACAUUCAGCCGGUAACACUGCACCUCCCGGAGGAGAGCGCCACCUCCAGGCUGUACUGCGGCGCUGCGGAGGGGAUGGAGGCUCGGGUGUCGACCCUGGUGGAGGCCUUCCUGGUGGAGGUCUACCGCUGUCGGGUGUGCCAGUUCACCAGCAGCCUGAAGGCCAGGAUCAGCACGCACGUGGCCGAGAGACACGACCUGGGCCGCGCCUGCCAGCGCCCCCUGUCCUGCCUGGGGAAGGACGACGGCGAGAGCCUGGACGUGGAGGUGGGGGUUGCCGACGGGGAGCUGGACGGCAGCAGCUCCCCCUAUGGCCUGGAGGACGACCUGCACUCGGGCGCGAAGGACGGCGAGGACCACAUCGACCACAUGGGCCUGGAGCGCAUGUCUUUCCUCCUGCCGAUGUACAGCAUACUGCAGAAUAUCAGCCCCCAGUCAUGUGACAUGGGUCUUGGCUCCAACUCCGAUGGUAGCCUCCAUGUCGCUCACACUUGCGAGGUGAGCACACUGUUUGAGGAAGAGGGGGGUGAGGCCGAAGAGGAGGCGGCUGAGUUCCAGCUGGAGGACCCCGGUUCGGUGGAUCUGCCGGGCGCCCUGUCUUACCCGAUGGACUCUGUGGGCCCCGAGGUGCAGGACGAGGAGAUGGCUCAGUCAGCCCACCUCAUGUCCCUGGGCCUGUGCAGGAUCUCCAACAUCAAGUGUCUCCCCCGAGCCAGGACCCCCGAGCCCCCGUCCAGCCCGGUACCUGACCGGGGCCCGGAGGACGCCCCCCUGGCGGAGAAGCCGCCCCCGCCGGCCCGUACGGGCGCCCGAAAGCCGUCGGGGGCGCGGGGGCUGUCGUGCGUCCUGUGCCACGCGGACCUGGCGUCCCGCGGCCAGCUGGAGGCGCACCUGCGGUGCCACGACGGCGAGCGGGGGUUCCGGUGCCCCCGCUGCGGCUGGGCGUGCGCGGCGUGGCCCCGGAUGGAGCGCCACUGGCGGGCGCACGGGCGUAGGCGCGGGGGUAGGCCCCACCGCUGCCGGCUAUGCGCCCGGGCCUUCCGGACCGCCGAGUCGCGCGACGCCCACCAGCGGCGCCACGCCCGGCGUAAGGGCGACGCCGUCCUGCGCUGCCCCCGCUGCCCCGCCCGCUGCCGCUCCGCGCGGGAGAGGGAGCUGCACGCCCGCUGCCACGCCCCGGGGGGCUUCAAGUGCCUCCGCUGCGGCUUCACAGACCAGUCUUGGGACUGUGUUCACAAGCACAUGCUCACUCAGCACAAACACCUGGAGGACCGGCAGACCAGUUCAGAGCAGAACAGCUCCAGCAACACGUUCUCUCACAAGGGGGCGGAGCCUGACUCCCUCCGCCUCCCAGCUGCAGAGGCGGGGCCAGAGGACGGGCGGGUGCAGAAGAAGAAGAAGAGGGCCAGGGGGUGGACGAAGGGCAGUUUGCAAAAUGGAGCCGGAGGUGGAGGUGGCGGUGGAGGUGGUGGAGGUGGGGGCACAGGUACAGAAGAGGAGGCACCAUGCAGCACAAGGAGAACCCGAGGGAGGAAGGAGUUUUGCUGCUCCCUUUGUGACAGGAAGUUCUCCUCGAAGCUGAGCAUGCGCCGGCACAUGGGCAUCCACAGGGGCGAGAAGCCCUUCCAGUGCCCGCAGUGCCAGUACAGCACCCGCCUGAAAGCCUCGCUGGUGCAGCACCUGCGCGUCCACACAGGGGAGAAGCCCUUUAAGUGCAGCCAGUGUCCGUACGCCUCGAUCGACGGCAGCUCCCUGCGCAGACACGCACGCACACACACCCAGGAGAAGCCUCACCGCUGCCAACACUGUGCCUACAGCAGCAUACAGAAGAAGAGUCUGGACCUGCACGUUCGGCGUCACCACACGGGCGAGUCCUUCCCCUGUCACCUGUGCCGUUACUCCACCCCCGACCGGCAGCUGCUGCACCGUCACCUGCGCCGGCACCACUCCUCUGAUUCGCUGGCUCAGAGGCCCCGCCCACGCAGCCCUCCGUCCGGGGGAGGGGCCGCCACGGCCGCCGCCUCUCCGGCCCUGUCCCCGAGGACGUCCCCCCUGCAGGACACAGAGUCGCCGAGCUCCUGACACAGGCCCUGUGGGGUGUCACUCUGCUGGACCUCAGGGAGACUCUGGCUCGCUCCACAUCGCCCCUUUUUAAACAGCCCUGUGUUUUCUUUGCUUGGUAUCUUCGCCUGUCUGUCUUUUCUACUUCUCUCUCGGAUUCUGUCUCCUAUUCCCUCUCUCUCUUUUUGUCUCUCUCUCUCUGCCCCUCUUCCUACCCUUCUCUGUCCCUCUUCCUCUCUGUUUCUCUCUCCUCUUUUCCUUCUCUGCCUCUGCCCCUCCCUCUCUUUAUCUCUGUCUCUGUCACUAUCUCCCUCCCCCUCAAAUACCCAGUUCAUCCAAACCUUUCAAUAUACAUACAAUACUAGAGCAAGUCACAUGACCAUGAGUGGUCACGUGACCUGAGUCAGGCUACAGUGUACUUCACCUUACUCCCUUCAUGAGCCCCGGCAGAUUCCCAUGCAGGGGACGAUGAAUGCACACGUACAUCAUCACCAGCUGGACUGUCCCUCCUCUCUCAACUGUUGGAACCUCAUCUCAUCACAACAACAAGUCUGUUGUUAUGCUGUUUUAUCAAAUUGAUAAAUAUAUGUUUUUUUUUUGUUUGUUUUUGAUUUGCUGGUGUUUGUUUUACGGUACUCAGGGUAGAUUGGAAUGCUUUCAGUCGUAUAUGUUCUGUAACCAACUGAUUCAGCUGGUUUUUUUUUUUUUACUGGAACAUUCUCUGUAAAGCAUUGCAAUCAAGAGUUUAACAUUGAUCCAUUCAGGAUUCCAGUCGUCUGUAUGUCUCUGUACACUACAUCCUCCUCGUAUCAGGAAUUAGGGACAGUUAUUACAGUACCGUUCUCUGAUUCCCUAAUAAAGUCAUUUGCCCUCACAACGA